AUGAAGAUGAACACCACAACUGACACCCAUGAUCAUCCCAAUCCAUUCUCUAACAGCUCCACCUCUGAUUACGACUGUUAUGUUGCGAUCGAUGGUCGUCGAGUACCGGUGUACGCGGCGUCGAGCUGUGGAGGGCAUCUGCAUGGCUACGUCGAGUCGAUCGCAGGCAGCGCCUUCACCGUCCACGUCCUCGCUAAGGGGCGGCAGCUCAACCGGGAUGAGCGGGCCAUUGCAUUGGAUGUGGAUGGAACUAGGUAAUCGAGGAUCGUUCCAAGUCCCUAUUUUCAGCUGGCUGAGCAUCUUCCGCUCGGAUCUGCUUGCAGGAUGGCGUUCCAGAAGGCGCCGCGGGACUGUCGAACUUCAGCCAACGCUCCUGACCGGGUCGUCAGCUUCCUUGGGCAACGAUGCAGCGCCGUCAGUAUCUGUUUUCUGCCCAUCUUGUUUCCGUUCCGGAAUCCAGACUAAAUCAACGAUCUAUCUGAAUAUCAGACCACUAUUAAACCCUUCUACUUUGCCGACUUAUCGCUCACCGACGACGAUAGGAGAGCCACUCACGUCGACGAGCACACUCUUCGUAGCCUCGGCACGAUCGCGCUCAAAUUCUAUCGCGUACGCAUCGAAGGAGUCAACAACAACCCUAGAUUCGCAACGGCCGAUACCGCUGUUGUGCAUGAGAAAGCCAAACAUAGAGCGCAUCACCAGGUCAAGUGAGUCCGAUCGCCCCACGGAGUCGGCGAAUGGCUGCGGCUUCUAAUGCGGUGAACCUCCCUGUCUCGAACGCUACAGACUUGGUGAGGCGCGGUCUGCAACACAAAAAGAGCAUCUUCGAUACGCCUGGAUCGACAAACGCAACUCGCCCUACCUUAGCAUUUCCUUCUCUUACCUUCCUCGGGAAAUGCUCGAGGCCCGCGAUCUCAUGCCCCGUAUGUCCUUCCCGAUCUCUCUCCAAUAUCUGCUGCUCGGAGACUGACCGUCAACAACUCGCAAUUCUGCUCGCAGGAUCCAUCCCUUCCGACACUCCAGGACGUUCCCGAGCGCUUCCCCCUUCGAUCACUCCCGAAACAUCUCGCCACUCCGCAUCGUUGCGCGACGUCUCCGCAAGCCCCUCACCACCCCAACCAAAGUCCCCCUCACCCCAAGUCAAACGUCCCUUGUCUUCGCCCGCCAGCCUUUGGCCAGCGAUCAAGAGUGA
This is a messenger RNA of Microbotryum saponariae, 1192 nucleotides long. The record is from the annotation of a GenBank genome assembly. NCBI's taxonomy places the organism in Eukaryota, Fungi, Basidiomycota, Microbotryomycetes, Microbotryales, Microbotryaceae.